This is a messenger RNA of Hordeum vulgare subsp. vulgare (domesticated barley), 2089 nucleotides long. RefSeq lists its product as uncharacterized. Lineage: Eukaryota; Viridiplantae; Streptophyta; Magnoliopsida; Poales; Poaceae. The transcript has a single exon. The coding region runs from base 779 to 1519 and encodes 246 amino acids. The record is from RefSeq and is a predicted model, not a curated record.
UGUAUCACUACACACGGUCACCUCGAGCAGUGAAGUUAGGCCAGGUGGGCCCCUCACCCAUCAUGUCCAACAAUAAAAGUUAGGCCCCAUGGGCCCCUGUCUUCUGGGCACCCCUUUAUAAGGUGACCCAGGGAGCCAGCCCACAGGGAGACCCCCAGACGGGCACACACACACACACGGGGAGGAUCCUCCCAGGCUCCCCCAUUCUCUCAUUCACCACUCUCCAGGAGAGGAGGAGAGCUCCUAGCCUCCUUCUUCUUCCUCCAGACAGCUCGAGGAGCAUCAUGUACAACUAUAUAUUCUCCACAUACACCACACAUGCAGGAGUAGGGGUAUUAAGUCCAUGCGAGCGCCCCGAACCUGGGUAAACCACCGCAUGUUGUUGUCCAACCCGUUUCGAAUCUCCACAGUGGCCUUGCUCUCACCUCUCUAAGACACCCCAUGGAAUUUGUCCCGGAAAUACCACGACAGUUGGCGCCCAUCGUGGGGCAUGCUGCUGCUCGAACUGCGGUCCGGGCGGGACCCUUUUCGUCGUCAUCACCGUUGCUUCACUGUCAUCUCUCCGGUAGCGCUGGGGGGUCCGACAUCGACAUCGACACGCCCCGGAGGCGACUGUGCAAAGCUGCGUGUCCUCGUCGCCGGCCUCGCCCCCUUCUUUAUCACCACCACGUUGCCGCUGUCGUUCAGGCGACAACGCUCGAGGGAUCAACAUUGACACAGCCCCAGGGCGACCGCUCACGUCCAUGCCGUCAGUCUCGCUCGCUUCACCCAGGCCAUCAUGCUCCUUGCGUUGGCACCGGUGAUGGCCCUCGUGCUCGCGCUGGCGGCGGGCGCCGUCGCUCGAGCAGACUCCCGGAAGCCCGUUCUCUACUUUAUACACAUGCUCCUCCCACGCGUGCCCGAACGACUGCUCCGUCUAUGCCCGCAAGUCGGUUGGCCUGGCCGGCUGCACCCCGCGCGCACCGGUGCCGGUUGUAGCUCCGUUGCCGACUGCGCCUCCAGCCGUGCCGCUUCUCAUUGCUCCGCGUCGCACCGGCUCUGCUUGCGCCUCCCCGCCUCUGGCCCGACGGUCUGCUGGCCUGGCAGGUUCCACCUCGCAUGCCCUGGUGCCGGUUGCAGCUCCGCGGCCGGCCGCGCCUCCAGCCGCGACACACACGUCCGGCCGCUCCAAUGUGUUCGCAUGAGUUUGCGCCGCCUCUCGCGCUGGCCGGCUGCCGCAUCCGCACCAGGGUGCCACGCUCACGCCGUGCCGCCUGCUCAGCCCGCAGCCGGCAACCCGCGGCUGCUCUGUCGUCGCCCCAUCAACCAUGGCUCAGCCCCGCGGCUCGGUCGUCCGGGCUUCUGCAACGCUGCGCCCUCUCGACCUUCAAGGCGGCGUGGCUGCGCCGGCUUGGUCCACCUCCGCGGCGGCUGCCGUGCUCGCACUACGUGCACCAGCCCCGACAGGCCCCUCGUGCUGCUCCGCUUCGGCCCUGCGCCGUCUCCUGGCCUCGGCGCCUCCCUCCACGCGCCGCUCUAGCCGGCCUCCCGCGCGCCCGCGCCGGCUGCGGUGCGUCCUGUCCACCGUCUCGGUGCGCCAGCUGGCCUCCCGCGUCCGAGCUGCUGGGUAACUAUGACGACUGCUGCCCCACGCGGCCCCGACCUGCUUUGGCAAAAGAAAGAGGGCCGACUGGACAAAGAAAAGUCAAAGAUGACAAAAAAACCAAUCGAGAGAACACUAGAAAAUGAAGCUAGCAAGAAGGAAGAAGAAGGCCACAUGCGCCUUCCCGUCAACGUCGCUGCUUGGCCGAUUGGCCCGCCCGCGUCGCCGCGUGGCCAGUCCGGCCACCUACUUUGACAUCGGGCCGACCUGAUCGCCCAUCCGCUCUGACGUUCGGCCGUCGGGACCGACGGACUGCCAUAGCCAUCGACCGCCGUAGGCUCGGCGGCCACACCCAGUGGAUGCGCCAGCGCGCUUCGCUCGCAGAAGGCCGCGUCGGUUGUCAGCGACAACCACAACCUCGUCUGCACUAAAGCAAUGUGACCUCCUGUCCGUGGAUCCUCACACCGCGCGUAAAAGUAAAAACCCUGAGCGACACUCGGAGGCCAU